AUGAUUAAUAAUUUAGGAAAUGAUGAAGAAUUUUUAUUAUUACAAUUACAACAAAAAGGGAGAUAAUUAGAAUAAGAAAACUUUCAAUUAAGAAAAGAAUUAUCAAAUCUAAGAACUAUUUUGUAAUUUAAUUGUAUUUGUUUUAUAUUAUCAUUAAGUAAAUAGAUUAGAAGUGAAAACAAAGGAUCCAGACAAUAAUGAAGAGAAAGAAUAAAUUAAAUAUGUUUUAACUCACUCUACUCAUAUUCAAAAAAGAAAGGCUGAAGUCUAAUUUUAGGAAUAAUCAAAAACAGCAAUUCUUUAAGGAUCAGGUGAGUAUUCAGACUAAUAGAAUAUCAAUAUCAAACAAUUUUAAGUCUUUUCUUAUAAGAUAUUGAUGAACGAUGAAUUAUAAUAACACCCAAAUAUUAUUGCUACAGAGUCAAAAAUUGAAAUUAUUUUUGAUAGAAAGUAACAGAAUAAAAUAAGUAAUUGA
Messenger RNA from Paramecium pentaurelia, 475 nucleotides. NCBI's taxonomy places the organism in Eukaryota, Ciliophora, Oligohymenophorea, Peniculida, Parameciidae. The record is from the annotation of a GenBank genome assembly.